Messenger RNA from Nerophis lumbriciformis (worm pipefish), 951 nucleotides. Lineage: Eukaryota; Metazoa; Chordata; Actinopteri; Syngnathiformes; Syngnathidae. The record is from RefSeq and is a predicted model, not a curated record.
AUGGUCAACAACAACCAGUUUGCGUGCGCGCGUAACACUAUUUUUCAUUCGGCUCUUACAACAACUGACACUCAAAGAAGGCCUGGUCUUACUCAGAAAAUGGCCAAAAAGCGGAGCGAUAGGCGAGAGACAAAUGACUUGGUUUUGCCACAUGAGGAAGUGAACGCUAAGGCUACGGAUCCCAUAGCAUUGACCGAUAGACAUAAUGACACACUGGGCUCAACACGCAUGUCUAUCCUCCUCCUCCUUACUAUCUUCACCUGUUCAGCCUCAGUCAUGUACCUGGUCUACAGGAACUUCCCAGAGCUUUCAGAUGAUGAAAUGGAGAAAAUUAAAAUCCCUAAAGACAUGGAGGAUGCCAAAGCUUUGGGAACUGUGUUGUCUAAAUACAAAGACAUCUACUACAGCCAGGUUUUGGUGGCCUACUUUGCAACCUAUGUUUUCCUUCAGACCUUUGCGAUCCCCGGAUCCAUUUUCCUCAGCAUUCUGUCUGGAUAUCUCUACCCUUUCCCCCUGGCUCUUUUCUUAGUCUGCUUGUGUUCUGGUUUGGGUGCUUCCUGUUGCUACAUGCUGUCAUACUUGGUGGGUCGACCUGUGGUCUACAAAUACCUCACAGAAAAAGCCCAAAAGUGGUCACAGCAGGUGGACAAACACAGAGAUCAUUUGAUCAAUUAUAUCAUUUUCCUGAGAAUAACUCCCUUUCUUCCUAACUGGUUCAUCAACAUUACCUCACCUGUCAUCAACGUGCCCCUGGGAGUUUUCUUCAUUGGAACCUUUUUGGGUGUGGCACCACCAUCUUUUGUAGCUAUCAAUGCGGGUACCACACUGUACAAACUGACCACCGCCGGUGAGGCAGUGUCCUGGAACUCGCUUGCUGUGCUCGCCGUCCUAGCUGUGCUCUCCAUAGUUCCUGUCUGCUUCCAGAAAAAGUUGCAGCAGAAACUAGAGUAG